AAACAGUUUGAGGAGCGCAAUCAGAUCGUAGUAAUUGUUUGAAUGCAAUUGGUAGUUAAAGGAAUAAUUGACGUCGUAAAAUCGGUAUUGCUACAACAUGCUGAGAGCGGUGCUGGUGGUUGUGGUGGUCUCUAAUUGUGCUGAUGGGUACAUUGUGGGAUCGGGACUGAACGUCCGCUUCGGUCAGAUGCUGUACACAGACACCAAGUACCAGCUUCUGCGGGAGCGGAUGGUGAAGGCCAACACCCGGAACCUGGCCUACCACUGCCGCGCGGACAAGAGCGACUGCGACGCCGCCCUGGCCAAGAUGCGUUACAAGUCCAGUAAGCAUUUCUACGCUCUGGCCAAAGCGGUGGUGGAUUAUGUGAAGAAUAAGAGACAGGCGCGGCCUACUGGAUAUGUCGGUACAGCAACAUUCUGCCGUGACAACAUCUGCGUACCAGACAGCGACCCGCCAGUCGUACCAGGCGGCUGCCUCGUGCUCACCUCCUGCGGCGGCAACGAGACCUGGCACCUGGAUCCUAUACUACACAAAAAGAAGACAGCACGCAUUUACUAAAUAAAUACUGGUGUUUG
Molecule: messenger RNA, 576 nt
Organism: Aricia agestis (brown argus)
Lineage: Eukaryota; Metazoa; Arthropoda; Insecta; Lepidoptera; Lycaenidae
Exons: 3
Coding region: 98-559 (153 amino acids)
Source: RefSeq, a predicted model, not a curated record